GCGAAACCAUUCAUCCAGCCAACACUCCGACUGAAAAAUAUUUGAAGCUUAAAGAGCACUGCUAUGAAUCUAGAUUCGGAUUUCAAAGAGGAUUAUGAUGGUGUAGCUGAAUUAGACGGUGCUAUUACAAAUAUGGGUAAUUUAGGAUUGGAUUAGCUUUAAUCACACGGUCAUCGGCGCUGAAUCCCCCCACAUCCAUACGAAUACACAGCAAACAGGCAAUUGGGAUGCAGGGAUGAUGUUUGUGACGCCGCGAUGGGAAGGCCCUACCUGUGAAGAUACCGACAUUCAAACAAUAACGAGGAUCCGAUUUGAUUUCGAGUUGCUUUAGUUGUUUUUAUCGCUUCAUUUUUGUCAAUUUAUCGAACCAUGAUUUUCCUGCGGAGACUCGUGCAGUUAUUGACGCUGGUGGUACAGAGCGGAUGGUGGGAGGUCGCGCCGAGCCCCACCGAUGAAGGAGCACUCAGGUCCGGCCACGGAGAGCACGGAGAGCCGGGACACCAGGAGCCUCACAAGGACACAUACAGCACCUUCGCCUCCGAGUUCCUGGAGUCCAGGCAUCUGUCCGAUGACGGUUAUCCAUUCCCCACCGCCCCACCAGUAGAUCCCUUUGCCAGGAUCAAAGUAGUUGACUGUGGAGUAACCAAAGGCUGCAUAAGAUAUGGGAAGCCAGGUUGUGAUGCAGAAACGUGCGACUAUUUUCUGAGUUAUCGCCGCAUCGGGACAGACGUGGAGUAUGAGAUGAGCGCAGACACAGAUGGCUGGGUGGCCGUAGGUUUCUCCUCAGACAAGAAAAUGGGAGGAGACGAUGUCAUGGGCUGUGUCCAUGACGAUAACGGACGUGUACGGAUUCAUCACUUCUACAAUGUCGGCCAGUGGGCCAAGGAGAUAAAGAGGAACCCUGCUAGAGAUGAAGAGGGCAUUUUUGAUAACAACCGGGUGACCUGCCGUUUCAAACGGCCGUUAUAUGUUCCCAGAGAGGAAACACUUGUGGACUUACACUUGUCAUGGUAUUACCUGUUUGCAUGGGGACCCGCUAUACAAGGUUCCAUCACGAGGCAUGACAUCGACAAUCCGCCUGUCAGCGACCGCAUGGUCAGCAUCUAUAAGUACGAGGACCUUUUCAUGCCUUCCACAGCCUACCAGACCUUCAACUCUCCUCUCUGCUUACUGCUUAUUGUAGCCCUCACCUUCUACCUACUAAUGGGAACGCCAUAAUGACGCACAGCAGAGCACAUAGUGGAAGACAGAUGGAAGAGAAGAUGAAGCAGCAAUACAAAAAGGUCUGAUGCCACAAUCUAGUGUGAACUUUGCACAAAGAGACACUGUAUUAGAAAUGUUAAACAUAAAAAAAGUCUAUAAACAUUACUCUGAACUCAUAAACAGAAUUUUGCCAAAUUAUUAUAUCUAUAUUGUAGAGGUGUCAUGUACUGGUGUCAGUACACUUUUUUUCCUGAGAUUAUUGUUAUAGUAAAAAUAGGUCAACUAUUUUCAGUAUUUAUCAUAGAUUUUAAGCAUGCCCUUGGAAAUCUGAAAAUGAUUUAAAAAACCAGCGAUUCAAUGGUGAUGAGGAGACAGUGCCUCGUGUUGGCUAAAAAAGGACAAAGAAAAACAAGUAGCUCACAGCCGUUUGCACAUUAUCUUCAUGUCUCUUUACCAUUGUAUGUUUAAAUAGACUCCAGGCUUUGGAGAAACUAAAAAAGGUGGUUUAUUUGCUGAUCCUACUAUCACAAAAUAUAGUUUUCAAGAUUUUACUUUGCAAAAGCAUUAUGUUUGGCACUAAUCUUUUCCUAAAAUGUACUUUAAGAUUGUUUUCUGUUUUAUUUCACAGUGGCUAUUGGGUUUGUUUGUUUAUUAGUACUGUGGCACUCUGACUGCUACAUGAGUGCAAGAAUACAAUAUACCCAAGAGAAAAAAAAAAUAUUUUUAAUAUAAAUUUCAAAAAAAUUAUAAGAUGGGACAUUGAGGACCAACGUCUUAUCAUCUGUAUUUUUAAAACACGGGGGCUUCUUCAACAUGUUUACUGUGUUUGUAAGUGUAAAAAUAGUCUUCCAGGGUAAAGCAAACCUUUAUUUGGUGUAGUUUAAAGAAAAAUAAAAGAUGCCAUAUAUUAACAAUUAAAUACAAUUAACGUUUAUAUAGCAUUCAACCACCAACAUUGUUUCAAGGGCCCUGCCUCCUUGGCUUCAAUGCACACAAUGUGUUUGCAACAUUUACCUGAAAAAUAAAACCUGUCAAUUAAAAUGUGUGUUGUUAUGACCUAAUAGUGACUGUAUCAAUAAGCCAACUGUUGUCUUUUUCAAGCAGGCCAAAUUAAAACACUUCUUGUUCAUAAAA
Messenger RNA from Gymnodraco acuticeps, 2337 nucleotides. RefSeq names its product DOMON domain-containing protein FRRS1L. NCBI's taxonomy places the organism in Eukaryota, Metazoa, Chordata, Actinopteri, Perciformes, Bathydraconidae. The coding region runs from base 370 to 1218 and encodes 282 amino acids. Gene Ontology annotation, biological process: regulation of glutamate receptor signaling pathway. The transcript has 5 exons. The record is from RefSeq and is a predicted model, not a curated record.